AAAAGCAAAGAAAAAUGAGUGAAUGCAAUGCAAAAUGUGAAGCACAAGAACCUUAUCUUGAAUUUACUACUAGGCAAGAACCUUAACCUUUUGUUUUAUUGUUAAACUGAAUUUUCAGCUUCUUCUCCCUCACAUAUCUUCAGUAUCAUGGCCUCCUCCACACUCAGUCUUCUAAAGCUUCCUAUACUUCCAACCAUUAAGACACGCCAAUCUUGUUCAACCUUAAAACAUGUUCCAUUUCCAUCCAUUUCUGCCAAAUUGGAUAUUGUCCCAACCCAACAAAAACAGCAGCUUUCCUUAGAUCAUGAUCAAACUAUCAACACUCUCAAACACACUUCUCUUUCUCUCACAGCAAUCACAUUACCCUUCUUAUUAGAUACUAAGGAUGCACUUGCUGCUGGUGGAGAGUUUGGUAUAUUCGAAGGAAGAACAUUUGCUCUCAUACACCCCAUUGUUUUGGGUGGUUUGUUCUUCUAUACACUAUAUGCAGGUUAUUUGGGGUGGCAGUGGCGUCGAGUCAGGACUAUUCAGAAUGAUAUUAACGAACUCAAGAAACAACUCAAACCUGCUCCAGUUACACCAGAUGGUAAAUCAGUUGAAUCUUCACCGCCAUCACCGCUGGAACUCCAAAUUCAGAAACUUACUGAGGAGAGGAAAGAGCUUAUCAAAGGUUCAUAUAGGGAUAAGCACUUCAACGCAGGAUCUAUACUUCUAGGAUUUGGUGUCUUUGAGGCUGUUGGUGGAGGAUUGAACACAUGGUUAAGGACAGGAAAGCUAUUUCCCGGUCCACAUUUAUUUGCAGGAGCAGGUAUUACGGUCUUAUGGGCACUGGCAGCAGCUCUAGUACCACCAAUGCAGAAAGGGAGUGAAACAGCAAGAAAUCUGCACAUCGCGCUGAAUACAUUGAAUGUUCUGCUAUUUGUGUGGCAGAUUCCCACUGGAUUUGAUAUUGUAUUGAAAGUGUUUGAGUUCACAAAAUGGCCUUGAAUGUAAGAUUCUCACGUGUAAGUUCCCAGGUUUGAUUAAAGGGACACGAUGGAUCCGAGUUGAAUUCAAUUAUGGGGUGAGAUGGAUUGUGAGCAUCCCCAGUCUUAAGGUUUGCUUGUUGCUAUGUACAUUUGUGAGUAAUAAAUGUUGUACAAGAAUAAUCCAAUUCCAACCUCAUCUAAUGUAUGUAACUUGGAAGAAGCUAUCUGCAAUCUUUCCUUCUUUACUUA
Molecule: messenger RNA, 1217 nt
Organism: Trifolium pratense (red clover)
Lineage: Eukaryota; Viridiplantae; Streptophyta; Magnoliopsida; Fabales; Fabaceae
Exons: 5
Coding region: 148-987 (279 amino acids)
Cellular component (GO): chloroplast thylakoid
Source: RefSeq, a predicted model, not a curated record